AUGAACGGUGGGGUGUGCCUGUCGCUGAUGGCCGCCCUGGCCGCCUGCGCCCUGGCGCAGCCGGUGCCCCGGGCAGAGGCUGCGGAUUCCCGGGCUCCGAGGCCCAGGAGGCCGCGCGGAGAGCGCUGAGGGCCGCGCCCCAGGAUGGAGAGUGAGCCCCGGGCGCGCCUGGGAGCCCUGCUGGCCCGCUACGUGCAGCAGGCCCGGCGAGCGCCUGCAGGCAGAGCCUCGCUCCUCAAACACCUGCAGAGCCUGGGCCCCAGCCACAGGAUUGCAGACCGAGACUACAUGGGCUGGAUGGACUUCGGCCGGCGAAGCGCCGAGGACUAUGACUACGCCUCCUAGA
This is a messenger RNA of Perognathus longimembris pacificus (Pacific pocket mouse), 346 nucleotides long. It is a transcript of the gene Cck, whose product is annotated as cholecystokinin. Gene Ontology annotation, biological process: digestion. Gene Ontology annotation, molecular function: neuropeptide hormone activity. Lineage: Eukaryota; Metazoa; Chordata; Mammalia; Rodentia; Heteromyidae. Gene Ontology annotation, cellular component: axon; extracellular region. The record is from RefSeq and is a predicted model, not a curated record.